Molecule: messenger RNA, 1134 nt
Organism: Peniophora sp. CBMAI 1063
Lineage: Eukaryota; Fungi; Basidiomycota; Agaricomycetes; Russulales; Peniophoraceae
Source: the annotation of a GenBank genome assembly
AUGUACGGCUACGGCUACAACCCCUACACCUCGGGCCCGUCCUACUACGCCAACCCGUACAUCAACCCCUACGAAGCGGCUCUAGCCCAAGAACGCGCACGGCGCGCUCAGGAACAGCGUGAGGCGUACGCCCAGGCGCUUGCGCAGCAAGAACGCCAGCGCCGGGCCCGGGCCGCUGCCGCGAGGAGAAACCCGUACGGCCUUGGGUUCUAUGAUCCUGAGGAGGACGAGGACUAUGACUUUGGAUAUGCCGAGCCGGCGCUUAAGCGCCAGCGCGAACUGGACGACGCGGCGCGGUUGAAGGCGCUGUAUAACCGGGCUGCUCGAGGCGACGAGAUGGACGUCGACCCUACACCUGCGCCAGCGCCCAAGGCUGCUCCGAGGAGAAAGUCGCCCUCGCCUCAACGCGGGACGAGUAUUCCCAUUCGCGUUCAUUCGUCUGCGCCUAAAUCACCUUCGCCCAAGUCUGCACCCGCCCCGACACAACGUCAUCCCUCACCUGCGCGUCAACCCACACCUCCACCCGCACCCAUCCCCCAAAUAGAGCCAACUCAAGCAGCCCACACCGCCGCCGCACUCAUCCAGAAGACCUGGCGGCGCCACGCCGCGCUCCGCCAGCUCCAGUCGCUGAGGGCGAAGUUCGAGGAUUUGACGGAGAAGUUCGCUGCGCCGAGUGUGCUGGAGUAUACGUUGAAGGAUGCGAGGGGGAGCGAGGAUGGGUUGGAGGAGGUUGCGGAGGUCGAGACAAAUAGUCUGCCGUAUAAGGGGUGGGUGAGGCCUGAGAUGGCUGUGGAUGAGGCGAAGGAGGAGGAUGCGGAGAUGAAUGAGGAAGGCGCAGAGUCGCAGCCCGUUGACUCAACCUCCUCUGAGCCUCAACCUCAGCUCGACACCUCAACGGUCCCACCACUGGCCUAUACAUCCUCAACGCGCCCCAUCCUCGCGCAGAACGAAGCCCUCCUUCGCCUUCUCAACGCGUUAGACGCUGUCCCAUCAUGGGGCGACUCUGCCGUUCGCGAGGCGAGGAAGCAUCUCGCGAAGGAUGUUGAGGGCGAGGCGGCGCGGCUGGAGGCUUGGUGGAGGGCUGUGUGGAGGGAGAAUGGGAAGGGGGCUAAGGUGAAGAGGGUUAGGGCUUGA